Messenger RNA from Colletotrichum destructivum, 1195 nucleotides. RefSeq lists its product as uncharacterized. The record is from RefSeq and is a predicted model, not a curated record. The transcript has 3 exons. Gene Ontology annotation, biological process: cellular response to amino acid stimulus; positive regulation of TOR signaling; regulation of receptor recycling. Gene Ontology annotation, cellular component: membrane raft; late endosome membrane; Ragulator complex. The coding region runs from base 203 to 682 and encodes 159 amino acids. Lineage: Eukaryota; Fungi; Ascomycota; Sordariomycetes; Glomerellales; Glomerellaceae.
AAUCACAACACGCGCCAUUAAGCCAGCCAUCCCCGCCAUCGAUUGCCAGCACGGAGUCGGAUUGCUGAGCUUCUUCCACUCUUUUUUUUCGCUAUUUCGUUUUUCAGCAUUUUCUCUCGUAAUAUCCGCGCGCGGAGCACUGCAUCACCGACAACUUGCGUAUCGCUCGACCAGGGACCGACCGGCCGACUCCUCGAUCACGAUGGGCGUUUGUGCGUCAUGCCUCGGGCGGGGAAACAAGGACGUCUAUGAAGAGGACGAAGAAUCGCGACUCCUCUACGACGAUCCAAACAAUGUGCACUAUGGAAGCUUUGGGGAGCAGAGCGUAAUCGGACAGGAGGAUCCGAUGGAGGUGCAACGAGAAACCGAGGCUCUGCAGAGAGUCGUGGCAAAGACGUCCGACAACAUGGUCGACAUUUUCGAGAUUGCCCCGCAGGAUCACGCACAUCGGCCUGCGCCGACUACCUUUGCGUAUGCAGGACAAGAAGCCCGCAUUGUGCGGUACCAACACCUCCUCUCGAAGCUGGCGUCCAAGGACGAGGCCCCAACUGGUGUCCAAGUGGACUGGCUUCCCCAGGAAGACGACACGAUUGAGAUGCAGCGCGGCGUCCCAGCAGUCAAGGCCGAGUCGGACAAGCCCCUUGUCGGUACAUUUGCAGAUGCAGCAGCGGCCAUGGUAUGAUACGCCUUGGUCAUGAGUCGUUUCCUCCUUUGGUCUUCCCCCACCCCCCUCCCCGAGACCACGGCCAGAGCGGCUAAGCUGUGCUCUUUUGCUCUGUUAUUUUCCCCCUUGUCCCCCUCGUCGUGCAUUCUCAAAGAUGCUUGUAUUGGUCGACGCAACGACGCAAGGUCAAGGUCCCGUCGGAUUACGGCAACAUGGGACGGAUGGCUUGGAGUGACGACAUUUUUUUCCCUCUUUUCCUCGAUACCCCCCUUCAAAUGGAGCAUGCAGACGCACACUUUCAAACCCACCCACACCCACACCCACACCCACACAAAGCACUCAACAUAGUAGGCAUCCAUCCACAUUUACUCACAUAUCGCUUUUCCCGUCUUUUCUAUGUCGAAACCCCUGUACUUGGUAUCAAAAAACCCUUGUUUCACACGCCUGGGCAACAACGAGGUUUAUGAGAAAGGUGGACACAAUGGGCCCAGGAGACCACGAAGUAAUCAAUGAAAAAUUCGAUCCAUCCCA